Molecule: messenger RNA, 4833 nt
Organism: Closterium sp. NIES-65
Lineage: Eukaryota; Viridiplantae; Streptophyta; Zygnematophyceae; Desmidiales; Closteriaceae
Source: the annotation of a GenBank genome assembly
AUGGCUAGCCCUAGAGUUCUCUCGUUCGAUGCUGAGGGCCACCCGGUUAAGUUUGAGUCCUGGCUAGAUGAUCUGCACCUGUUCCUCCAACUCACUGCCAGAGAGGAUAUCUCGCUGUACGAUCACGCACUCGGCACAGUCCCUGCUCCUGCUGCUACUGACACCGCUACUGCUCGCUCGCAGUGGCAGACUCGCGAUGCUCACGCCCGCUUUGCUAUUUGCAACUCCCUGCCAGUCGAUGAGCGCGAGCACUUUGGUCAGCAUCAGACUGCACAGGCCCUGUACACUCCGGUAGUUGCGCGCUACUCCUCCCCGGCCUCAGCUGCACUAGGCCGUCUCUCGCUUCCCUACCUGUUCCCGGACCUGUCCGCCUUCCACACAGUCGCUGACCUCAUCACUCACCUCCGUACUAGUGAUGCCCGCUUCCGUGCAGCCAUGCCCGCUGAGUUUCUUGCCUCCAACCCUCCGCUGCUCUGGCUCACUCUCUACCACCUAGUCACCCGCCUCCCUGACAGUCUGCGUACAGUACCUCUCGUGGCGACCCCCGCACCCCUUUCUUCGAGGGGUGUUCCCCCCUCCCCCCUGCUCCCCUCUGUCGCCUCUGCUGCUGCUGUCGACCUUCUUGGUACUGAGCAGGUCGGCUCUGCGUCCGCUCCCAGCGGGCGCCGCAGCGGCAAGGGCAGGAGAGGCAAGGGCGGUGGGGGUGACGGCGGGGGAGGCGGUGGUGGGGGUGGUGGCAGCGGUGGAGGCGGUGGCGGGGCUGGAGGGGCUAGUGGCAGCGGUGGGGGUGGUGGAGGCAGCGGCGGCGGCAGUGGCCGGGGUGGGGGCGGUGGUGGUGGCGGCAGUGGACGUGGCGGCGGCAGGGGCGGUGGUGGUCGUGGCGACGGAGGCAGUGGUGGUCGCGGAGGCUCUGGCACUGGCCAGAGUACGCAGCACCCUCAGUCCUCCCAGGAGCUUCGUGAGUGGUACUUCCAGCACGGGGGUGGGGGUGGUAGCCUUAGCUGCACUUACGUCAUCCGCACUGGUCGCCGUGUGGGACAGACGUGCGGGAGGGCGCACACUGCGCAGCGCUGCUUCUCACGCCUAGAUGAUGCUUGGCGUACUCAGUUUCCUGACGCUCCUGAGCUCCCUCAGUGGGCUGAUCUCCUCAAGAAGGAUAUCGAUAUUUAUGCUCUUGAUUUUGAUGUUAUUCUCAAAGCCAUGUAUGCAUUGACUAUUAGUGGAGAGGAGGACCAGUACCUGUGUGUUCCGCCUGACCCAGGCAUCCGCACGAGUGAGGCUGCCGCACUAGGUGCUUGCGUGUCUGCUGCCCCAGGUGCUGGUGAGGCUACUGCUCUAGGUGCUUGUGCGUCCGUCACCCCAGGUACUACCGAGUCCACUGAGGCACUGCACACCUUCACUCUAGACUCAGGCGCUUCGCGCUGUUUCUUUCGUGACCGCACUGCUCUUGAGCCCCUUGCUCGACCAGUCGCUGUCUUGCUCGCUGACCCCUCUGGGGGUCCGGUCAUUGCGACCUCCUCCACUGUCCUUCCCUGUCCUGCUGUCCCGUCGGGCACACUGUCAGGUCUCCACCUCCCCUCGUUCUCUACGAACUUGGUGGCAGGUUGUGCGCUUCAGGAUGGGGGUGUUCACCAGUUCACCCCUGCCUACGAGCGCGUGACACACUGCACGUGUGCUCGGACGGGCCGUCACCUGGCUACCUUCACUAGGCAGCCGGGGUCGGACCUGUACACACUGACCACUGAGUCCCCUCAGGUAGCUGCGUCUGCGUCUGCGUCAGGUCAGCUGUCUGCCCCCUGCUCGUGUCGCUCUCUAGCGCACAAGACUGUCCUCUGGCACCACCGACUUGGUCACCCGUCAGUGCAGCGCCUUCGGGGCAUGCACGCCCGGUACCUUGUCUCUGGUCUUCCUCGGGUACUCCCUCCCCUCCCACCCUCCCUUGCUCCUCCUUGUCUUCCCUGUGUUGAGGGGCGGCAGCGCGCUGCCCCUCACUCCUCCUCGUUCCCCCCGACGACUGCUCCUUUGCAGACGCUCCACAUGGACGUGUGGGGCCCAGCCCGCGUCAGUGGUCAGGGCCAGGAGAGGUACUUCUUGAUCGUCGUUGACGACUACUCGCGCUACACCACGGUCUUCCCCUUGCGCACCAAGGGUGAAGUCCCUGAUGUCCUGAUCCCUUGGAUCAGCCGAGCACGUCUUCAGCUGCGAGAGCAUUUUCGCUCGGAGUUUCCUGUCCUGCGCUUGCACUCUGACAGAGGUGGCGAGUUCUCCUCCGACCUCUUGGCAGCCUACUGUGCUGAGCACGGCAUUCGCCAGUCGUUCACGCUUCCGGCCUCUCCACAGCAGAAUGGGGUUGCUGAGCGCCGCAUUGGCUUGGUCAUGGAGGUCGCUCGUACCUCCUUAGUCCACGCGGCUGCCCCCCACUUUCUGUGGCCGUUUGCGGUCCGGUACGCUGCGUAUCAGCUCAACCUCUGGCCCCGUGUCUCCUUGCCGGAGACUUCGCCCACACUGCUGUGGACGGGGGAGGUUGGCGAUGCGUCGCGCUUCCGUGUCUGGGGAUCCCGAGCUUUUGUUCGCGACACGUCUGCGGACAAGCUCUCCUCCCGCACUGCUCCGUGUGUCUUUCUUGGCUUUGUCCCGGAUGCGUCUGGCUGGCAGUUUUACCACCCCGCCUCGCACCGCGUCUUCCCCUCUCAGGACGUCACUUUUGACGAGUCUGUGCCCUUCUACCGCCUCUUCCCCUACCGCACUGCCCCGCUCCCUCCCCCGCCUCUCUUCCUCGCGCCAGACCCGGUUGAGCCUGCCGAGGUAGCUGUCGACUCGCGUCUUGCUAGAGGUGCUGAGCCUGAGCGUGCGGAGCCUGAGAGGGCGGAGCCUGGGGGUGCUGAGUCUGGGGGUGCUGAGACUGGGGGUGCUGAGCCUGGGGGUGCUGAGCCUGGGGGUGCUGAGUCUGGGAGUUCUGAGCCUGGUGUUGCUGAGUCUGGGGGUGCUGCACCUGGAGUUACUGAGCCUGGUGGUGUUACAGUUGACUGUGAGGCGCCUGGAGGACCUCCCUCUUCGCAGCAGCUCCGUGAGUGUCUCCGGAGUGGAGCUGCUGGUGCUGGGGUCCCCGGAGUUGACGCUGCUGCGGGUGCUGCUGACCCUGGUGCUAGAGGUGCUACUAGUACUGAGGACCCGGGCGUUGGAGCUGCUGCGAGUGCUGCGGACCCUGGUCCUGGAGGUGCUGCUGCUGCUGGAGGUGCUGCUGGUGUUGCUGGAGGUGCUGCUGCUGCUGCUGGAGUGGAGGACCCGGAGGGUGGAGCUUCUGCUGGUGCUGAGGACCCUGCCGCUAGUGUCUCUGCUGGUUCGGGAGUUGCUGCUCGGCCACGGCCGUACUUCGUUCCGCUCCUUCAGCAGGUUCUUGGUCAGCCUCCUCCUCCUUGUCCUCCUCUCGCCUUAGAGUGUCCGCCGUCAGUCCAGUCACAGCCACAGUUACUACCUGCCUCCUCACUCCCUGUGCCUGCUCCUUACACUGGUCCGACUGGAGGUCUUGCUGAGCGACGUGAGCCUGCGUCACGUCCUGUGUCACCUGCGUCUCGUCGAGCGUCGCCUGUUCGUGCUGCUGCCACUGGUAGUCGUGUCCCGCGUCAGCGUCCUCCUGCUGUCCCAGGCACUCACCAGAUGGCGCUUCGUCAGUCCACUACUCCGCAGCGUGUCGCUCUCCCGUCGCCUCCUGGGUCCUCUCUUCCUGCGCUUGCUGACCCCGAGUCAGACACCCUUCGCGCUGCCAGUCCUACUGUCACACGUCUUCUGGCUACGGUUGUCUCUGACCCUUCCUUUGAGUCCGCUGCUGCGUCUACCUUAGUCACUGAGCUUGUCGCCUUUGCAGCUGCGUGUCGUCUAGACUACGCUGCGAGUCUUGUUGCUGAGUCUGAGUCUGUCUGUCCUCCCUCCGUCGGGGGUGAGUGUGCUCUUGGCACGGACGUUCUUGAGGCCAGGCAAGAGGAGUUUGGUUGCCUUGCCGCUGCUUUGCCCCAUCUCGUGUCCAUGCUUGUUGCCCCUGAGGGAGACCCGGAUGCACCAGACAUCCCGACCCCACGCUCUUACGCAGAGGCGAUGGCCGGUCCCUACUCCUCUCAGUGGCAGUCAGCCAUGGACACAGAGAUGGCUUCCUGGAAGUCCACUGGCACCUACGUCGACGAGGUUCCCCCACCUGGGGCGAACAUCGUCAGUGGCAUGUGGAUUUUCAGGGUGAAGCGGCCGCCAGGUUUUCCGCCUGUCUUCAAGGCGCGUUACGUUGCGCAAGGCUUCAGUCAGCGAGAGGGAGUUGACUUCUUCCAGACCUUCUCCCCGACCCCGAAGAUGACCACUCUUCGGGUUCUGCUACACGUCGCCGCUCAGCGUGACUACGAGCUCCACUCUCUUGACUUCAGCACUGCUUUCUUGCAGGGCAGUCUGCACGAGGAGAUCUGGCUGCGCCGCCCACCUGGCUUCACUGGGUCGUUCCCUCCUGGUACCCAGUGGAGCCUCCGGCGGCCAGUCUACCGUCUCCGCCAGGCGCCUCGUGAGUGGCACGACACACUGAGGACUACACUUGCGGCUCUUGGGUUCGCUCCUUCUACUGCUGACCCGUCGCUGUUUCUACGCACCGACACCUCACUGUCGCCGUUCUACAUCCUCGUCUCCAGCUGUGAGGCUGAGAUCUACGCCACGGCCAUGGCUGCCCAAGAGCUUCGCUGGCUCACCUACCUGCUGACUGACCUUGGAGAGCAGCCUUGUUCUCCUCCAGUGCUGUACGUCGACAACAAGGCCACCAUUGCCUUGUGUGGGGAGCACAGACUGGAGCACAGGACGUAG